Molecule: messenger RNA, 2157 nt
Organism: Lineus longissimus
Lineage: Eukaryota; Metazoa; Nemertea; Pilidiophora; Heteronemertea; Lineidae
Product: tryptophan 2,3-dioxygenase-like
Exons: 13
Coding region: 98-1522 (474 amino acids)
Molecular function (GO): metal ion binding; heme binding; L-tryptophan 2,3-dioxygenase activity
Source: RefSeq, a predicted model, not a curated record
GUUGCCCGUGUUGGUUAGGACAGGCUUGGAGCUCACAAAAUUCGCUGUUCAUUCCUUUACGAUUUCCAGAUUUUGGGUGACAACUAAUUAAUCAGAGAUGGCAUGUCCUAUGGGAUACGGUAGAGACAUGGAUAGUGGGUUUGAUGCAGAAAAAAGAGAGAAAAAUAAUGAUUUAGGAAGUGUUGGAAGCAGCGAUGGCCAAUCAACAUGUAGUUCAGCAGGUGACACUCACAGUCACACCCAUGCCGACGAUGCUGCCACAAAAAAGCUUAAUUAUAGUGCAUAUCUCAAGCUGGAUGAACUGCUUCAAUGCCAAGAACCAGCCAGUGAAAAGUAUGGCCCUGGCCUUAUUCACGAUGAGCACCUCUUCAUCAUCACACAUCAAGCAUAUGAAUUGUGGUUCAAACAGAUACUUUUGGAGGUGGACUCUGUCCGGAAGAUCUUCACAGAGGUUCCACUGGAAGAGAGUAAAAUGUUGCUUAUAGUAAACAGGCUUGGGAGGAUUAACAUGAUUUUGAAGCUUCUCUUUGAACAGUUCCAGAUCCUCGAGACAAUGACACCUCACGACUUUUUGGAAUUCAGACGUUUCCUUGGGUCAUCAUCGGGCUUCCAGAGUUUCCAGUUCAGACUCCUUGAGAACAAGCUGGGCAUGAGAGAGGGUAAUCGCAUUCGAUACAAUCAACAGCAUUAUCGAGACGUGUUCAAAAAGGACGCAGACAAAUCGACAGCUAUCUCGGAGUCUAUCGAAGAAGAAUCUCUCCAUGAAGUCCUUGGGAAAUGGCUUGAGAGGACCCCAGGUCUUGAUGUGAAGGAGUAUAACUUUUGGCGCAAGUAUCGUAUGUGUGUCGAAGCGUGGCUUUAUGAGGGAUUCCGGAAACCAGCAGAGGAGGAAACCGACCCUGUUCAGAAGAAGAUCAAGGAAGACGAGUACAAGAUGCAGAAGGAAACAUUUGAUACCAUCUUUGAUGAGAAGAAGUACAACACUGAGAGGAUGAGAGGGGAGAGACGUUUGUCAUACAAAGCAUUCCAGGGCGCUAUGAUGAUCUCAUGUUAUCGCGAUCAGCCCCGAUUCAACCAACCAUUCCAGAUGCUCAAGUUACUCCUCGAUAUCGAUUCCAGUCUCACCAAGUGGAGAUAUAACCAUGUGAUGUUGGUCCAGCGGAUGAUUGGUAGUAAGCUUGGCACUGGUGGCUCCUCAGGUUAUCAAUAUUUGAGAGCCACGAUUAGUGAUCGUUACAAAGUCUUCAUUGAUCUCUUCAACUUGUCGACAUACCUUAUUCCACGUCACUUGAUUCCGCCACUAUCUAAGAGAAUGAAAUGCAAACUCUCCAUUAUGGAAGAUUCGCUCUCGACCUGCAUUCACAAACAUGAUACACACAGUGAUGAUGAGGAUAUUGACAGCGAGCAGGGCAGUGGUGAGAAAGCUCGGCCGAUCGUUAAUGGUCACAGCACAGAGAGCUCUGUGCUGGGAUCUGGCAAAACUGUCUCUGGGGAAGAUACUGGAUUGAUAAAUGGAAAGUAAGCAAGGACUGAAAAUUUAAAUUGGAUAUUCUUUGUAAACUUUUUAAAUGCUUUUAUUAGUGAUCAAUGAUAAAAGAUUCUGGAGAUGAAAUCUCAAUAAGUUGUUUUUUGCGACUAAUUGGAGCUAUGAAAAAUGAUAUUCAUAGCAUUUUACCACAAAUGCCAAAGGUUAUUUUGAUGCCGCUAUAUUAGUCUUUAGUAUCAUAGGUUCCUUUUAACUUCCAUAUAUAUAUGCAUGAUGGCAGCUAAGCUAUUAGCAAGAGGGGCAAUGCAGGUUGUAGUUUUGACAAUUUACUGUAAGAUUGUAUAUACCAGCAUAUCCAUACGAAAGGAGUUCGUUUAUCAACAUUUCAGAACAUUCCGAAAAUUUUAUGUAAUGUUAUUAUCUUGAAUUAUGACAGUAAAACUCGGGUAUGCCAUAGUUUUGGCUUCCACUGUAAGUACACCAUAAGCUACCAGUAUUGAUAUCAUUUGUAGAAUAACGGUUUCAAUUGUGUGUAUUCUUCUCUGUUGUAUACAUGUAUUUCGAAUGAAAAUGUCAUUGUGCAACUUUAUCAUGUUUGUGCCUUCUUAAUGUUGGAAGAAAGUAUGUACUAAUAUUGGUAUGAGUAGAUUUAAAUAUAUUUUUGGUAUGAG